CACAUUUCAAUCAUCUGUGAUCAAAGGCAUCACCUUUGAAGAGACCCCAUUCAAGAGUUUAUCAAAAAUGGGGUCGGCAGAAAAGAAUAAAAAGGUGGCUGUUGCCGGCGUCGCUUCCAUUCUCUUGGUGGCGUGCGUGGUGGCUGCCACCGUCUCCGGCAGAAGGCCUGGCGGUGCCGAUUCCGGGUCCGGCGAGGUUUCAACCGCAACAAAGUCGGUGAAAACCAUUUGCGCCCCAACGGAUUACAAGGAGACCUGCGAGAGGAGCCUUGCGGGCGCUAAGGACACUAGCGACCCCAAAGAGCUUAUCAAGGUGGCGUUCAUGGUGACGGUGGAGAACAUCACCGACGCCAUUUCCAAGUCGAAGCUUCUCAAGGAGGCGGACAAGGACCCCAGAACUUCCGACGCGCUCGACACGUGCAAGGAGCUGCUAAAAAACUCUGUUGACGAUCUCAAGAGGUGUUUCGAGAAGGUCGAGAAUUUUAACAUGGAGAACGUCAAAGAAUUCGCUAACGACCUCAAGGUCUGGCUGAGCGGCGCCAUCACACAGCAGCAGACCUGCAUAGAUGCCUUCGAGAACACCACGGGCGACACGGGUGAGAAGAUGAAACACCUCCUUAAAACCGCCAAUGAGCUCACCAGCAACGGCCUCGCUAUGACUACUCACUUCACAGAGCUCCUCCAGACCUUGGAAAUCCCUGGAUUAUUCAAUCGUAGGUUAUUAGCAGCUGAAACUAAAGAAGAAGAAGUAUUCCCGCCAUUUAUAGACGCUGCCACGCGCCGUCUCCUCACCACUGAUCCGGCCUCCAUUAAACACGAAAUUGUGGUUGCCAAGGACGGAAGUGGAAAAUAUAAUAGCAUCGUUGAGGCUCUAAAAACUGUUCCUUAUAAAAACAAGGAGACUGUUGUCAUCUUCAUCAAGGCCGGUGUGUACAAGGAACACGUGGAGGUUCCAAGGAAGAUGAACAAUAUUGUUUUCUUAGGAGAGGGCCCAACCAAAACCAGGAUUACUGGAAACCGGAAUUACGUAGACGGGAUCGGCACCUAUCACACCGCCACCGUUGCUAUCCAAGGAGACGGUUUCAUUGCUCGGAAUAUCGGAUUCGAGAACAGCGCAGGGUCAGAGAAGCACCAAGCCGUAGCCCUUAGGGUUUCAGCCGAUAUGACCAUAUUUUACAACUGUCAUAUCGAUGGCUAUCAAGACACCUUAUACGCCCACUCUUACCGCCAGUACUACCGCGACUGCACCAUCACCGGCACCAUCGACUUCAUCUUCGGGGACGCCGCGGCCGUCUUCCAGAACUGCAAGAUGGUGGUGAGGAAGCCAUUGGAGAACCAGGCCUGCAUGGUGACCGCCCAAGGCAGAAAGGAGCACCGCGGGGUCGGCACCCUCGUCCUCCAAGACUGCGAGAUCCUCCCAGACCCCGCCCUCAAAUCUGUGAAUCCGCCCGUCAAAGUGUACCUCGGGCGGCCCUGGAAGGAGUACUCCAGGACGGUCAUCAUGCAGUCUUACAUCGACGGUUUCAUCGCCCCCGAAGGUUGGGCUCCGUGGAAUGGUGACUUUGCACUGGACACCCUCUGGUACGCGGAGUAUCAAAACCGCGGGUCGGGAGCUUCAACGGCGUCUAGGGUUAAGUGGAAUGGGUACAAGAAGAACAUUAGCCCAGAUAUUGCUCAGCAGUUUACUGCUGGAAUGUAUCUGGACGGUGAUGUCUGGAUCAAGCCAAGUGGGAUUCCCUACGAAUCUGGAAUGAUGAAGGUCUAGGACCAACUAAGAUUCCUAACUAUUAUGGUAGCUUACUUAAACUGUUAUAAACGUGUAACUGUAAUAUUGAAUUGGCGGUACGGUGAAUCAUUUUUACACCAA
Molecule: messenger RNA, 1867 nt
Organism: Ipomoea triloba (trilobed morning glory)
Lineage: Eukaryota; Viridiplantae; Streptophyta; Magnoliopsida; Solanales; Convolvulaceae
Product: pectinesterase-like
Exons: 1
Coding region: 68-1765 (565 amino acids)
Biological process (GO): cell wall modification
Molecular function (GO): pectinesterase activity; pectinesterase inhibitor activity
Source: RefSeq, a predicted model, not a curated record